GAAGGCCAGGCUCUCCGGAAACCUCCCCCCACCACGCCCCUCCUGGGUUUUCCUUUGUCCGCUGCGCACCCUUGCCCCGGGCUUCUCCAGUCCGCUCCUGGACACGCCCUGCCCCCGCCGCGGGUCCUCGCACUGUCCCCGUCCCCUCCGGCAGCGUCUCCGAUCCCCUACCCCCCGCCCGCGGUUUCCCGUGUCCCCUCCCUGCUCCGCCCCUGUUUUUAAACCUGGCGCCGAGCGCGGGCCGGGAGGACUGAGGUGCGGCGCAGACGCCGGAGCGCGCAGCUUGGCGGGCACCAUGAGACCCGAGACGGAGGCUGGAGCCCCGGAGGCGCGGGGGCGCGGCUGUCACUGCCCCGGGGACGGUUCCCAGGUGCGGCCGCCACCGCACGGGCAAGAGAGCCGCACGCCGUGGAGACCUUGGACGCUGACACCCAGAGGUGCCCAGCUGACCCCGACUGGGAGCCCGGGAAGGCUGGAGCCUGGGGGUGACCAACAAGCUCUGGGAUCCAAGGGAGCCUUCGGGUUUCAGCAUCCGGUCAGGCUCUAUCUACCCAUUUCCAAGCGCCAGGAGUACCUGCAGAGUUCCGGGGAAAAGGUGCUGGCCAGCUUCCCGGUGCAAGCCACCAUUCACUUCUACAACGACGAGUCAGACGGCUCUGAUUCUGAAAGUGACGGCCCAGAGGAAGAGACCCGGGCCCUGGUGGAUUCGUUUUCCUGAGAAAAUCGGAUGUCAGUUCACCAUCAAAGCCCAAACCUGGUGUGCAUCGCCAUGUUGCUGGUCCCCAGAACUUAGAGUGCUGUCCCUUGAGAAUGGGCCACUCUGGCUGUGGUCAGCAGUGGAAUCACAUGUGCUGUGGGUAGGACACUUGUGAACGCAGGGCCCCUGGGAUCUCACAGCUUGUCACGUGAAUGGAUUAAUAACAACAUGGGUGGGGCCCGGCACGUCAGCAGGGAGCUGGACCAGAAGCGGCACUUGACUGCAACACCUUCCUUCCAUGAGCUACUUGAAGAGCCCUCGUACACUAGAUUGACUCCCUGAGACUGCUGAUGUCUGACUGCUGGUUUUUCUUCUUUAAAAAGAUUUAUUUAACUAUUUGAAAGUCAGAGUUACAGAGAGAGAGGGAGAGACACAGAGAGAGAUUGUCCUUCUGUGGUUCAUUCCCCAAAUGGCCUCAAUGGCCAAGGCUGGGCCAGGGCAAAGCCAGGAGCUGGAGCCUGUAUGGGGUGUCGGCACCGCAGGCAGAGGCUUGGCCUGCUACACCACAGCACCGCCCUUUUUGAAGAUGAAGAGCACAUGACUGUAAACAUACCAUCAUGAUGGCUAAGGUGUACCUUACGUUUUGCCUGAUGUUCGGUGAUAAAAGAUGUUAAUGGGUCAAUUAUUUUUCUUGAUAAUUUCAAUGAUAUUUUGUGCAUUUCUUGUCAAAUUUUUACCUUGUGCAGCUGACGAUGAACCUGUACUGAAAGCUGAGGUGUCAGCCUUGCCAUUUUCUUGUGGUUUGAUUGUAUUUUCUGCAUUUUUAAAGAACAUGUAUGUUAUCUCUUUGACAGGCAGAGUUACAGAGAGAGAGGGAGAAACAGACAGAUCUGCCAUCUGCAAAUUCACUCCCCAGUUGGAAAUAAUAGCUGGCUAGGGCUGAGCCAGGUGAAAACCAAGAGCCUAGAACUGCAUCCUGCUCUCCCACGUUGGGAGAGGGGCCCACACACUUGGGCCAUUUGCGGCCGCUUUCCUAGGAACGUUAGCAGGGAGCUGGAUUGGAAGCAGAGCAGCCAGGACUCGAACUGGUACUCAUAGUAUGCUGGCAUUGCUUAACCCACCGUGCCACAGUGCAUGUCCCUUGGGCAUUCUUUUCUUUUUUUUUUUAAGAUUUUAUUUAUUUGAGAGGUAGAAUUAAAGAUGGAGAGAGGGAGAGACAGAGAGAAAGGUCUUUGCCAUGCUGAUCCAAAGCCAGGAGAUUUUCCUGGGUCUCCCCGGUGGGUGCAGGGGCCCAAGCACUUGGGCCAUCCUCCACGGCUUUCCCAGGUGAUAGGCAGACAGCUGGAUCAGAAGAGGAGCAGCCAAGACACAAAUUGGCACUCAUGUGGGAUGCUGGCACCGCAGGUGAAGGCUUAGCCUACUGGCCACAGUGUUGGCCCUUUGGGCAUUAUUUUCAAUUCAGUUUUUUUUUUUUUUUUUUGACAGAAAAUUUUGUAAUUGGGACUUAUUGACAUACUAUAAGAUCCAUCCAUUUAAAGUGUACAGUUCGGCCGGCACUAAGCUAAUCCUCUGCCUGCGGCGCUGGCACCCCAGGUUCUAGUCCCGGUUGGGGUGCCGGUUCUUCCCAGUUGCUCCUCUUCCAGUCCAGCUCUCUGCUAUGGCCCAGGAGUGCAGUGGAAGCCAUUGCCACUACCUAAUUGGACACUUUCGUUACUCCAGAAAGAAAUUUCCUAAACAUUAGCAUUUCCCCUGUCCCCAGCCAUUGUCAAUCACUGAUCUACUUUCUGUUUCUCUGGGCUUCCCUGCUGGGGACUUCUGUUGGGAGUUGGGGAGCAAGGAGGGGCUACUUUAUAUCCAUGCAAAUGAGGUAUUAUUCAGCAAUAAACAGAAGAAGCUCUGAACAUGCUAAGACAUCAAUUGCCCUUGAAAACGUUAUUCCAAGUGAAAGAAACUAAACAUAACAGUCUACAAUGUAUAAUUCCAUUUAUAAGAUAUAUUGAGAAAAAAGCAAAUUUAUUUAGUAACAGAAAACAAAACAGUGGUUGCUUAGCAUUGGGAGUGGAAACAAGACUACCUAACUCUAAGUGACCCCAAGACAUUCUGGGGGUGAUGGAAGUGUUUUAUAACUGGGUUAGAAUGAUUAGUGCAUAAUGCUAUAGAUUUACUGAAAUCUUUGCAGUGCUAAUGGGUGAAAAUAUAUAAAUGACACUGCAAAGAAGCUAUUUUUAAAAAGCUUAGGCUCCAGACUGCUGUUGUAGCGGAGAGGGAUGAGCUACCACCUGUAGCACCAGCAUCCCAUAUGGGCGCUGGUUUGAGUCCUGGUUGCUCCAUUUCUGACCCAGCUCCCUUCUAAUGUGCUUGGGAAAGCAGCAGAAGAUGACACAAGUGCUUGGGGCCCUGCACUCAUGUGGGAAAUCUGGAUGAAGCUCCUGGCUCCUGGAUUCGGCCUUGUGUAGUCCUGGCCGUUUUGGCCAUUUGGGGAAGAACCAAUGGAUGGAAGAUCUGUCUCUCCUUCUCUCUCUCUAUAACUCUGUCCUUCAAAUAAAUAAAAUAAAUCUUUUUUUAAAAAAAGCUUAAGUUCUUCUAUUGAAAUAAUAUUUAGGGUCGGGCGCCAUGGCGCAAUAGGUUAAUCCUCUGCCUGCAGCACUGGCAUCCCUUAUGGGUGCCGGGUUCUAGUCCCGGUUGCUCUCUUCCAGUCCAGCUCUCUGCUGUGGCCCGGGAGGGCAGUGGAGGAUGGCCCAAGUCCUUGGGCCCUGCACCCGCAUGGGAGACCAGGAGGAAGCACCUGGCUCCUGGCUUCGGAUUGGUGCAGCUCCGGCCGUAGCAGCCAUUAUCUAUACCUUUUUCUUUAGCCACUGAACCAUUACAAGAAUAAUACAAUAUUUUAGCCAAAAUUUAAAUUUUUGCAAGUAACCCAAAAGAAAGCAUUCUGGAGAAGUCCUGUUUCUCCCCAACAUUUCCUGGUUUUUCCCUCCCUGGGUUUAUUCAUCAAGGCCCUGUCUUCUGAAGACUGUGGUGACCUCUGAGCCAUCCAUCACACGGAAGUGGAGAGGUCCCAGGUGUGUGUGCGCAGCAUAAUGAGUUCAAUUCCAAAGCACAGCACGAAGGGCAGUCCAACUGCCCAGCUCAUCAAGAGGCUAGAUAUUUCCAUAUCGGGUUCAAAGUGACUAUCUUAAGCUACUUUAAACUCCAAAAUUAGGUGGUUAACCAGUGUGGUAGAGCCAAUACCCAAAUUUAAAUUAGGUAUGAGACAUAGAGCUUUAGACACCAGUAGUACCACACAACAGUGCUCACCACUGUCGUAAUUUAGACUCUUUCUAGCUACAAUAAGCAGCACAGCUGGAAAUUCGGUAGCAUGUAACCGAUAUGUUGUCCCUAGCAAUAGUUACAAUUACCAGAAUAAGUCGUUAAACUUAAAAAUAAAUUUUAAAAAUAUAUUUCUCAU
This is a messenger RNA of Oryctolagus cuniculus (rabbit), 4142 nucleotides long. Lineage: Eukaryota; Metazoa; Chordata; Mammalia; Lagomorpha; Leporidae. The record is from RefSeq and is a predicted model, not a curated record.